Molecule: messenger RNA, 813 nt
Organism: Zasmidium cellare ATCC 36951
Lineage: Eukaryota; Fungi; Ascomycota; Dothideomycetes; Mycosphaerellales; Mycosphaerellaceae
Exons: 2
Coding region: 1-813 (270 amino acids)
Molecular function (GO): S-adenosylmethionine-dependent methyltransferase activity
Source: RefSeq, a predicted model, not a curated record
AUGGCUUCAGCUGGAGAGAAGUGGUCAGCCGGUGCCGCUGCAUACGACAAUCGCGUUGCCCAAGUCACCGGAGACGGCAGCGAGGCCUUGAUCAAGCUGGUUGACAAGAUUAAACCCUUCGACAAUGAUUCCAAAGUCUUCGAAGCUGGAGCCGGCACUGGUGCUACCACGGAGCUGCUAAGACGACAAAAUGAGAGCAUGACCAUCGUUGCCGGCGAUCCAGCUGCUGGGAUGCUCGAGCAGCUCAAGAAACGUGACCUCCAGAACGUCAACAUCCUUUUGAUAGAGGCCACUGAGGAUCAUGUUGCAAGUGGCCUUGAAGCAGGCUCCUUCUCGCAUGUCCUCAGCAACUUCGUCCUCCAGUUUGUGGUGCCUAGAGCUCAAAUUGCCGUCAAUGAGAUGUUCAACCUGCUCAAGCCUGGAGGGAUCAUCGGUAACACUAUGUGGACAAAGCCAUCGGUGGGCGAGCCAUGGAACAUUGCAUGCAAGAACUUGGAUCCAAAUUUCGAGCCAGUGACUUCCGCCUUUUCUGAUGCGCUCAGAGUCCCCGGAGACCUGGAAAGACUGUAUAAAGCGUCAGGUUUCGUCGACGUUCAUAGCGAGGAAGUGGAGCUCUGGUUCAAGUUCAAAAGCGCAGAGGACUAUGCCGAUUACUUUCUACAUUCGCUGAACCCGCCCUUCAUGUCGAUGCAGACUUCUUGGAAAGGAAGUCCCGAGGACGUAAACGAGGAGCUUGUCAGGGUUGUUCAGGAGCAGUAUGACAAUGGCAAGUUUCGGAUGAUCUCUGCCACGGUCGUUGGGAGAAAGCCGUGA